AUGUUUGAGCUAGCACUGAGGGUGGGAAUCAAAGCACGAGGAGGAACUGGCACAUUUGUAUGUAAAUCCUGCUCGUUUUCUCCAAUUCUUGAUUCAGAACUUGUACCAGAUAGGUUUAGGUUAACUGAAGAAGAGCGAGUAGUGAAUAUAAUAGAAGUUGCAGCUGGAGAACUUGAAUGCCUUUUUGUUGUUAUUGCUUCCAAGUUGCAGAAACUCUUUCUUUUUGCCAAUAUUGAUGUUGAGGAAAGAAGUAACUCCUCAACGAUUUUUUCUCGGUUAAGCUAUCAUGCUGAAGAAGAUGUUAGGAAACAGCACGAGGGCAUUUUGGUCAUGCUGGCAAAACAAUCUCCAUGGUCGAUAAUUUAUCCAACCCUCGUUGAUAUUAACACAGGUGAAGAGGAUCAUUCGGUGAAGCUUACAUGA
This is a messenger RNA of Lactuca saligna, 423 nucleotides long. The record is from the annotation of a GenBank genome assembly. NCBI's taxonomy places the organism in Eukaryota, Viridiplantae, Streptophyta, Magnoliopsida, Asterales, Asteraceae.